This is a messenger RNA of Misgurnus anguillicaudatus (oriental weatherfish), 3679 nucleotides long. NCBI's taxonomy places the organism in Eukaryota, Metazoa, Chordata, Actinopteri, Cypriniformes, Cobitidae. The record is from RefSeq and is a predicted model, not a curated record.
GUUAAUAGUGUACUGCAGGUAUGGACACCUGGACACCCAACCCAAAAGCCAAACCGUUCAUCCCUCGCCAGCAGCGCAGCCUCUACCUCACCUGGAAAUACAGACUGACCAACAAAAGAUCAUUACGACGAAUCUGCCAGGCCAGUGCUGUCCUCUUUCUACUGAUCACAGUGUUUCUGAAUAUCAAACUUAUUCUUGAUACAAGGAGAGUUGCAAAUGAGGAUGAUGUGGCCCAAGAUUACGAUGAUGCGCUGCCUAACAUGGAAACCCCACGCAGACCAGCCAGCGGGAGGAAGGUUUUGGAUAUUGAAGUGUACUCUAGUCGAUCUAAGGUCUAUGUGGCAGUGGACGGCACCACUGUGCUGGAAGAUGAGAUAAGGGAGCAGGGCAGAGGCAUACAUGUUAUAGUUCUGAAUCAGGCCACUGGUCAUGUGAUGGCCAAAAGAGUAUUUGACACAUAUUCUCCACAUGAGGAUGAUGCCAUGAUCCUCUUCCUCAACAUGGUCACACGUGGCAGAAUCCUUAUCUUCACUAUAAAGGAUGAGGGUACUUUUCAUCUGAAAGAUGCUGCAAAGAAUCUUUUGAAAAGUUUUGGGAGUCAGGUGGCUGUCACCUUGAGUUGGAGAGAUAUGUGGACUCUGGUUGUGAAGAAGGGAGGUCAAGUGUAUGGGGAGAAGCACUCCAAGUCUCCAGCUCUCUCUACGUGGGGUGAUCCUGUGCUGUUGAAAACUGAGGUUCAACUUACUGCUUCUGAAGAGGCAGAGUGUCACUGGCCGGAUACAGAGCUGAACCGUAGGAGAAAACUUUUUUGCAGUAAAGUGGAGGGUUACGGGAGUAUUUGUAGCUGCAAGGAUCCAGCACCUAUAGAGUUCAAUCCAGAUUCACUGCCUAACAACAAUGUCUACAACAUCCCAGUUGCAGUUAUAGCCGGAAAUAGGCCAAACUAUCUGUAUAGAAUGUUGCGCUCUCUGCUUUCCUCUCAUGGCGUAAAUCCACAGAUGAUCACUGUCUUUAUUGAUGGGUACUAUGAGGAACCCAUGGAUGUGGUGGAGCUUUUUGGUCUCAAAGGAGUUCAGCAUACACCUAUCAGUAUUAAGAAUGCUAGAGUAUCACAGCACUACAAAGCCAGCUUGACUGCAACAUUUAAUCUGCAUCCAGAUGCAGAUUUUGCCAUUGUUGUGGAGGAGGACCUGGAUAUUUCCAUAGAUUUCUUCAGCUUUCUCAGUCAGACCAUUCACUUGUUGCGUGAGGAUGACAGUCUGUACUGUAUCUCAGCCUGGAAUGACCAAGGCUACGAGCAUACAGCAGAGGACCCAUCUCUGCUUUACAGAGUAGAAAGUAUGCCUGGCCUCGGCUGGGUGCUUAAAAAAAGCCUUUACAAAGAUGAACUGGAACCCAAAUGGCCAACUCCUGAGAAGCUCUGGGAUUGGGACAUGUGGAUGCGAAUGCCAGAACAGAGGAAAGGGAGAGAAUGUAUUAUCCCCGAUGUCUCUCGCUCGUAUCACUUUGGUAUCAUUGGCCUUAACAUGAAUGGUUACUUCCAUGAAGUUUACUUUAAAAAGCACAAAUUCAACACAAUUCCAAAUGUUCAGAUGAAAAAUGUAGAUGGUUUAAAGACUGAUGCUUAUGAGAUUGAAAUCCAAAACCUACUACGUGAGGCGGAGGUCCUAGACCACAGUAAAAACCCAUGUGAAGAUUCAUUCAUCCCAGAUACUGAAGGAAAGACCUUUGUAAUGUUCAUCAAAAUGGAGCAGGAGACGGACACAAACACCUGGACUGAAUUGGCAAAGUGCCUGCAUGUGUGGGACUUGGAUGUACGAGGUUAUCACAAAGGACUGUGGAGGCUCUUCAGGAAAAAGAACCAUGUCUUAGUAGUGGCUGUUCCAAUCUCUCCCUACUCUGUUAAGAAGCCCAGUAAUAUCACUCCUAUUGUCCUGGAGCCGGCACCUAAAGAGGAAGGACCUCCUGUGGAACAGAUUUAAAGUUCCAAUACUAAUUCCACCCAGGGGCCUUUUCAAACCACUGACACGCAAGGCCUACGUCAGGCCGUCACUGGGCCUUAUGUUACUAUUCAGGCAAUCGCAAGUUUGAAGAGUGUGAAGUGUGGAAUGAACCCCUGUGAACUGUCCUGCUCGGGUAUCUUCUCUGACCUUCAGGCACGAUCUUUUAAACUGGACUGAUGUGAGAUCUUCUGAAAUGGCGUGUAACUGAAUCUCCUCAUGUUGUUGGUUUGUGGUUUGCUGAUCAGGACCUAAUUGUGAGGUCAUGACAUUUCACAUGUUUAUGCUGGAAGGUUUGUCACUAGAAGUUUUUUACUUAAUGGUAUUAUAACAAAGGCCAGUGCCGGUUUUAGUUACUGAAUGUGAUGGUGGAAAUCAGAAUGCUGUGAAGACAAAAGGGAUAAGGGGGAAAUGGCAGGCAAAUUUUUUAUUUUUUUUUAAUAACACUACUGAUGUGCUGUGGGCCGUCCUGCACAUAUGUUUUAACUUAUGUCUAUUUAUUUUGUCAGUAUCGAGGUUUAUUUGACUUAGUGAGCUUUUACUCAAGAACGAUACUUUAAGCAACAAAGGCCUGGAUUUGUUUACAGCUAACUAAAUUUAUCUACAGACAUAUAUUUUUACAGCAAACGUUUGUCAUUGUUUUUUAAAUAUUACAUUUUGGAUGCCGUGGUUUUAAAAUGGUCAUUGGUGACUGAAAAAAGGGUACAAAAUGUGUUACUGGGGCGGUACCCUUUUAAAAAGUACACAUUUGUACCAAAAGGGUGCCUAUUGGAACCUCAACGGUACACACCUAUACCUAAAUGCUACGUAUAAGAUCUUUUUUUAAAGGUACCAUCCCAGCGACGGGUUUGCACCUUUUUCGUAAUAGUGUACGUUUUUAUAAACCCGUAUCUAUUCAAGAAAUCUUUAGAGUUUUUUAAUGUGGUACACUGAUGAGCUGAGAUUGCCCUCCAGCAACAGCUUUGUGUAUCCUUGUUGCCCCAGAGAACUCAAUGUGAUGGAUUUUUCUAGAAUGAGAUGAUCUACACAACCACUAAAGAGCCGUAAGAAUCAACCGAAGAUCAACACUUCAUAAUCGGUUGCUUCAUUAACCUUUCCUUAACAAAAGAUACUUUAUCUGAGGAUGAGUGGGAAAUGUGGAUGCAUUAUGCAAUAAUGGUCAAAUCAUUUUAUGGGUAAGAUUUCAGAUUCAAGCGUUCUGAAGUCUUUGGUUAGUCUGAAGCUUCAGUGGUCCAGUUUUACACACUUGCAAUGCUAUCUCAUGGCAACUCGUACGUAUUUUAUACAAGGUGGCUAAUUCGUAACCAUUUGUACGACCAGAUUCGUACAGUUUGAUUUUGCCCGUGACAUUGGGGUUAGGGGUGGGGUUUGAUUAUUUUUUAUAAUCUUAUGUUUUUGUACGAUUCACUUCAUACGAUUUAGCCAACUCGUAAAAUACGUAGUUGCGUACGAAUUCUCAUGAGAUCAGGCUGAAUAUUUUUACAACAAACAUUGCCGUAAAACAUAUAUUCAUAAUAUCUGGAACAUGUGCAAUACCAGAACAAAAAUAUUUUGAUUUCAAGAUUUCAAAUCUAUCAAGUUCGGUUUAUCAAAGGCUUAUUGCAUUAGUUUUGUACUGUAUAUCUAAGUAGUUGAAAAUGGUUUGUUAUCGUAUACGAAAUAAAAUUGUUUUCUGAAAA